CGUUCAAACGCGCUCAGAAUUCAAACUGAGCGGCGGGUAAAAAGAAAACAAGUGAGAAGCUUCAAGGCGACAUCCGUAUUUCUGAACAGAGUUAUAAAAACGACAAAAUGUCCAAAACCUUGCAAGGAAUUACUUUGAAAGGAAGUGCCGAGCUCGUUGCUGAGUUCUUCUCAUUUGGGAUCAACAGCAUUUUAUACCAGCGAGGUAUUUAUCCUGCAGAAACCUUCACCAGAGUCACCAAGUAUGACAUGAGUCUCCAGCUCACCACAGACCCCAAGCUGAAGAACUACCUCACCAACGUGGUGACACAACUCAAAGAGUGGUUGUUUGACUGCACAGUGCAAAAGCUGGUGGUGGUGAUCACAUGCCUUGAGACAAAUGAAGUCCUGGAGAGAUGGCAGUUUGAUAUAGAGUGUGACAAGACCGCUAAGGAGAGCAGCGCUCCCAGAGAGAAGUCAAUGAAAGCCAUCCAGGAGGAAAUCCGCUCAGUUAUCAGGCAGAUCACAGCCACAGUCACCUUCCUACCUUUACUGGAAACAGCCUGUGCAUUCGACCUCCUGAUCUAUACAGAUAAGGAUCUGGAGGUCCCUGAGCAGUGGGAGGAGUCUGGUCCUCAGCUUAUCGACCAAUCGGAGGAGGUUCGGCUUCGCUCAUUCACCACAUCCAUCCAUAAGGUCAACAGUAUGGUGGCCUACAAAAGGACGAACUCCAUGUAACCAUAUUUUCUUUUGUCCUCUCUCUUUUGCUUUCUCUGUUUAUUUUCUGUACAUAGUUUUCAUGUCCCCCAAAACAGAUCUCUCAUUUGCUGAGGGUUUUAUGGCUGUAUCUCUGAAAAUUAAAAAACAAUCCUGGUUUAA
This is a messenger RNA of Tachysurus vachellii, 857 nucleotides long. RefSeq names its product MAD2 mitotic arrest deficient-like 1 (yeast) (gene mad2l1). NCBI's taxonomy places the organism in Eukaryota, Metazoa, Chordata, Actinopteri, Siluriformes, Bagridae. Gene Ontology annotation, cellular component: kinetochore; cytoplasm; nucleoplasm. Bases 108 to 716 code for a protein of 202 amino acids. The transcript has 5 exons. Gene Ontology annotation, biological process: mitotic spindle assembly checkpoint signaling. The record is from RefSeq and is a predicted model, not a curated record.